GCGCGCAGCCUCGUCCCGCGGCCGGGCCGGGGCCGGGCCGGAGCGGCGGCGCCUGGAUGCGGACCCGGCCGCGGGGAGACGGGCGCCGGCCCCAGAGCGACUUUCGGUCCCCGACGCGCCCCGCCCGACCCCUAAGAUGAAGAGGGCGUCCGCCGGAGGGAGCCAGCUGCUGGCCUGGGUGCUGUGGCUGCAGGCCUGGCAGGUGGCAGCGCCUUGCCCGGGUGCCUGUGUGUGCUACAACGAGCCCAAGGUGACAACGAGCUGCCCACAGCAGGGCCUCCUGGCUGUGCCCACCGACAUUCCGGCCACCAGCCAGCGUGUCUUCCUGCACGGUAACCACAUCGUGCACGUGCCAGCCACAGGCUUCCGUGCUUGCCGCAACCUCACCAUCCUGUGGCUGCACUCAAAUGCACUGGCCCACAUCGAUGCCACUGCGUUUGCUGGCCUGGCCCUCCUGGAGCAGCUGGACCUCAGCGACAACCCACAGCUGCAUGCCGUGGACCCUGCCACGUUCCAUGGCUUGGGCCGCCUGCACACCCUGCACCUGGACCGCUGUGGCCUGCGAGAGCUGGCUCCCGGCCUGUUCCGUGGCCUGGCUGCCCUGCAGUAUCUAUACCUGCAGGACAACGGGCUGCAGGCCCUGCCCGACGACACCUUCCGCGACCUGGGCAACCUCACUCACCUCUUCCUGCACGGCAACCGCAUCCCCAGCGUGCCUGAGCGCGCCUUCCGCGGCCUGCACAGUCUCGACCGCCUCCUCCUGCAUCAGAACCGCGUGGCCCGCGUGCACCCCCAUGCCUUCCGCGACCUCGGCCGCCUCAUGACACUCUACCUGUUUGCCAACAACCUCUCAGCACUGCCCGCAGAGGCCCUGGCACCCCUGCGUGCCCUGCAGUACCUGCGGCUCAACGACAACCCCUGGGUGUGCGACUGCCGUGCACGCCCGCUCUGGGCCUGGCUGCAGCAGUUCCGAGGCUCCUCGUCCGAGCUGCCCUGCAGCCUGCCCCUGCACCUGGCAGGCCGUGACCUUAAGCGCUUGGCCACCUCUGACCUGGAGGGCUGUGCUGUGGCCACAGGGCCCUCCCAUCCCUUCUGGACCGGCGGGCCUGCUGGUGAGGAGUCACUGGGACUGCCCAAGUGCUGCCAGCCGGACGCCGCAGAUAAGGCCUCAGUGCUAGAGGCUGGGAGCUCAGCCUCGGCUGGCAAUGCGCUCAAGGGACGGGUUCCGCCUGGUGACAGCCCGCCAGGCAAUGGCUCUGGCCCACGGCACAUCAACGACUCUCCCUUCGGGACCCUUCCUGGCUCUGCUGAGCCCCCGCUGACCGCACUGCGGCCUGGGGGCUCUGAGCCCCCAGGGCCCCCCCCCACAGGUCCUCGCCGCAGGCCGGGCUGCUCCCGCAAAAACCGCACCCGCAGCCAGUGCCGUCUGGGCCAGGCAGGCGGGGGUGGCGCUGACACGGAGGGCUCCAGGGCCCCAGGCACCACCUGCAGCCUUGCUCCACUAGGCCUGGCACUGGUGCUGUGGACGGUACUCGGGCCCUGCUGACCCGCCUUUCUUGGCAGCCAGUGUGUGUACAUACGGGGCCCCUCCACGCGGCCAGCCAGCAUGGGUGGCGGGCCCUCCCUGAAGGACACCCCUGACCCCCACCCCGUCUCCACCCCAUCAUGUUUACAGGGGGUGGCCGCGGUGUUUGUUCCAGAACACUGCCUCCCUCCCAGAUCGCGGUACACAGAGAUAUGCAUUUUAUUUUACUUGUGUAAAAUUAUCGGACGAUGUGGAAUAAAGAGCUCUUUUCUUAAA
Molecule: messenger RNA, 1801 nt
Organism: Manis javanica (Malayan pangolin)
Lineage: Eukaryota; Metazoa; Chordata; Mammalia; Pholidota; Manidae
Gene: RTN4R
Product: reticulon 4 receptor
Biological process (GO): positive regulation of Rho protein signal transduction
Cellular component (GO): external side of plasma membrane; plasma membrane
Molecular function (GO): ganglioside GT1b binding; protein binding; ganglioside GM1 binding
Source: RefSeq, a predicted model, not a curated record